GGGGCGGCAGUGGAGCGCUGGGCCGGGAGAGGGCUGCACGGGUUGGAAGCUUCGGCAGAGUCGUUGUCUGUCGGCAUCGUGGAGGAAGGACCUGCCCGGAGAAGAGACGGAAGAGAGGAGGGGAGGGCCGACUGCCCUUUUUUUACUCCAGUCUCCGCUUUAGCCGCUGUCCCUGUGUUCUCCCGUCCCUUGCUUGUAGCGCAGUUCCCCCGUCCCAUCGCUUUUCACCUGCCGCAGGCAAAAGCAUCUUCUUGCCCAGUUUCCGAUCUCUGUUGCACACAGGCAGCCUCACAUGUUGCCCCGGUUCCCCAGAGCUCCACGUCUCCCGCUUCUUUUUCUCAUCCCUGUUUGGGUGUUAUGGCAGUGCCCUGACCACCCCACCUCCUGCCCGUCUCAGCACAUCAGCUCCUGCUUCAGGGGGAGCAUCGCCAGCUAGUGCUGUAUAUCAGGAACAGGUUCUGCACCACAGGGCGGUGGGCAUGGCACGGGCUGCCCAGGGUGAUGGGCAUGGGCCCCAUGUGCCGGAGUUCAGGGAGUGCUUGGACACCACUUUCAGACACAGGGUCUGGAUUUUGGGUGGUCAUGUGUGGAGUCCGGAGUUGGACACAGUAAUCCUUGUGGGUCCCUUCCAUGCAUGGGAUAUUCACACCUUGCUCUGAAUGGCAGCUUCAUGCCUUGGUGCCCGGGGUGACCAUGCAGAGAACGCUCAGCGACAGCACUUCAGGAGCAGACUGCAGGACCCCAAGGAGCCUGAGAGAUGGAGCUCUACGCUGGGAUGACUCCUACAGCCUCCACAAUCUGAUGGAGCCACAGGACAACUAUGGAGGAGGAUUCCUGAUUGGUGAACCUGACAUAACCUGCCCAGAUGGACCAAGGAGAAAAUCAAGAUCAUAAGGCCUCAAAGGACAUGGGUGCUGAGAUUGAUCCCUUUCUGAAUCUCUUUGCAAGCACAGAUCUGCAGGACUUGUUGGCAGCAGAAUCCGUAGGAGAAGAGGAACAGCUGGAGAACGGCGAUGGAAGUCAACGUGGUUCCACAGAGGCAUUGCGAGGUGACCGCAGGGAGGCAGAGGAGGUUAAGCUGCCUUGCUCUGCUAUCAGCCUGGUGAAAAGACAAGAGAGAAGGGUGGCAGCCCCACGGCGAGCCCCUCGUGCAGAACGGCCCACCAUCUGCUCCGAGUGUGGCAAGGGCUUCAGCCGGAGCAUCCACCUCAUCCAGCACCAGCGAAUGCACACCGGGGAGCGCCCGUUCCUGUGUGGGGAGUGUGGCAAGGGCUUCAGCCAGAGCUCCCACCUCAUCCAGCACCGGCGGGUCCAUACUGGCCAGAAACCUUAUACUUGUGCAGAGUGUGGAAAGAGCUUCAGCCAGAGUUCGAACCUCCUGAAGCACCAGCGCAUCCACACCGGGCUCAAACCCUACGUGUGCAGCGAGUGUGGGAAGAUCUUCAGCGACAGCUCGACCUGCAUCAAACACCAGCGUAUGCACACAGGCGAGCGGCCCUACAAGUGCUCAGCCUGUGGGAAAAGCUUCAGCCAGCACUCCCACCUCCUUCAGCACCAGCAGGCCCACAGCGGUGUCCGGCCUUACUCUUGCAGUCAGUGUGGCAAACGCUUUGGGCAGAGCUCCGACCUCAUUAACCACGCUCGUACCCACACCGGUGAGAAGCCUUACAAAUGCAGCCAGUGUGGCCGGGGCUUCAGUGGCAACUCCAACCUCAUCAAGCACACCCGCAUCCACACGGGUGAGCAGCCGUACCGCUGCAGCCAGUGCGGAGCAAGCUUUCGUUUCCAGCCCCAGCUGGUGCGCCACCAAAAGCACCAUACAGGGUAGUUGGCCACGUGGAUGAUGGCCCAUGGACCUGGUGCUGUUGCAUGCUUCAUAUGGGCUGUGAACUGGGGGCAGGGAGUCCUCAGAGCCUGUGCCCUUCUGGGUAAAUCGGUUGUGAGCGCUGCCUAGGCACUCAGCCUGCACUGAAUGAACUAGUGCAGGUUCUCUGCGUGGGGUGGCUGUUCUCAGCCCCUCUUUCAGGGAUGAGGAAAAAAAGGUACUUACCGUAUGGUAUUUCCAAGACCAGGAGGGAGAACAUAGAGACGUUCCAAGGAUUAGUGCCUUCUUUUGUUAUUCUUAGAGGGUUGUGAUUUUUGUCCUAAAAUCUGUUUUCUGUAAAAAUUGCCUGGGUUUUGCCUUUGUUGUAAAGCCAUAGCUUAGCAUGAUUGCUCCCCUCAGAAUCCACAUCUCCCACUUGACAGUUUUCUUGGGUUUAGGUGGUGUUAGCUAUUUAUUUCAAACCCCUGCAACACAGAGUUGGAUGCCUCUGAGUAUAUGUCACAGGCCCAGCCAUCCUCUGUGUGGGCCAUGUCUGUGGAACUGUGUUCCUGCUGGGUUGGAGAGCUGUUAAAUUGGCAGGUUCUCAGAUGAUGAUGCUGUUUGACAGCUUUGUCCUCAGCAGCAAUUAAAUAAAUUAACAUCCUAAUAGGUACUUCUCUCAGAUUCUUGUUUAGGCGCUUUUGUGGGUGGCACUUUAUGAAUGUUUUUAUAAGGCUUCUAAAAGUAUUUAGGAUGACUUUUUUAAUUGUGAUUUUUAAUUGACAGUUGAUGAAAAGAAAGAGGAUGAUGUUUCAAAAUAAGCAAUGUCAAACCGAUUUUGUAUUCAGUGUUAAACAUCUUUUCUUGCAUAAAAGUUUUUAACUCUAACACGGCCUUUGAGUUGUUAAUGAUUCAAAGAGGUGAUGUUGACAUCCAUUUCUAGAGUUCCCAUGAAUUUUUGCAGGUGGUUUUGACAUCUUCUUUAGUAAUGACUGUCUAAGGAAUAUGGGGGAGGAAGAAUUCUGAGAAAGCAGAAUGAACUGACCUCUGAAGAGAUCUUCACUUUGAGGAGGAAAAUGCUACUGCUGGGAGUCUGUCCUUACAAGGAAAUUUAGCUCAAACGACUGCUUGGUACGGAGGAGGAGAGAACUGGCAGUAAUAACAAAUAUGUUAAUAUCUCUAGCGCGGAAGAACUCCCUGUAAUGAACGUAGCAAUAUAUACUGAAAUGCCUGUUCCACCCACGGAGCCAAACAGUUGAAGAAAUCAGAGUGUGCUUUAGCAAGAAAACGAAUUGCUUGAAUCUGUUGCUCUGUAGAAUUUCUAUUUUCAGUAUUGUUUAUCAGCCUAAUGCUAGCAAUGAGCAUUCUCAUGAAGAUGAGCUUCGAAAUAGCAGAUAUCAGUAAGGAUCAAAAGAAGGUCCAGCUUGAAAAGCAUGGGAUCUUGAAAGAAGCAAGCUCUGAACAGCAGCAUUGUGAUUGACUGAGUAAUGUAGCACACCUUAACUUCCAGCUGCUCUCAUGCAGGGCUCAGCUUCGUGCUCCACUGGCAAUAGAGCUGGUUUAAAUUGUUUGCCCUCACUCUGCUCCCACUCUCUCCCAGGAGCCUGAAUUAAUAAAUCUGUACUGGUUAAUUGUU
Meleagris gallopavo (turkey) is the source of this 3440-nucleotide messenger RNA. RefSeq lists its product as uncharacterized. Lineage: Eukaryota; Metazoa; Chordata; Aves; Galliformes; Phasianidae. Gene Ontology annotation, biological process: regulation of transcription by RNA polymerase II. The record is from RefSeq and is a predicted model, not a curated record. Gene Ontology annotation, molecular function: DNA-binding transcription factor activity, RNA polymerase II-specific; RNA polymerase II cis-regulatory region sequence-specific DNA binding. Gene Ontology annotation, cellular component: nucleus.